Molecule: messenger RNA, 1842 nt
Organism: Lingula anatina
Lineage: Eukaryota; Metazoa; Brachiopoda; Lingulata; Lingulida; Lingulidae
Source: RefSeq, a predicted model, not a curated record
GUCAGAACCUCACCACAAUAGUACGUUGCCUAUGCAUCCAGGUACCUCGACGCUGCCUUCUGUUCUUCUGACAUACUCCUAGGGGGCGGUACAGGCGCUUCAGGUAAGUUGUACAGCCUAGAGAACUCUGUAGCACGGUGUCAGUUUCAAUAUUAGGUGCUUUCUUAAUGAAUACAUCUUCUUACAAUGUUGAAUAAACCUUGUACUAUUUUAUAACAGUUUUAUUUCUUAAAACGAUAGGAGUGAUUUAAAAGUUGAAAGUAGAAUCAUGUCUAACUUCCAUUCAGCCUUCUUUCGGUUUGUUAUGGAGAAUCCAAUCCCAUGGCUGACUUAUUCUUUCACAGGUAUAUUGAUCAUUAAACGAAAAUUUGUAACAAACUCCGACCCUGGAAACUGUGGCGGAGGAUCUGAGAACUACCGUGUAGAUGACGACAAAGGUGAACUGGGGAUGUCCACCAUUAUGGAGUCCAUAAGGACGGGCUUAGUGCUCCAAUUAAAAGAGGCUAUAGGAACAGAAAUGAUAGAAUCAAAAAAUAAAGAAAUUUGUCAACGAGCCAUGGAUAGAUGGCGCCACAAUCCCUACCUGCUCCAAUUGGGUCCCAGGUCUCAAAAAACGAUACCGAUGUUUUCCUUCUUGGUAAUUCAUCCUGAGAGCAAAACCUUCCUGCAUCAUAACUUUGUUGCCAUAUUGCUUAAUGAUCUGUACGGCAUACAAGCAUAUGGCGGCUGUGGGAACGCUGGGCCUUAUAUGGAGGACCUGCUAGAAAUCGACGACGAAUUAUCAAGAAAAUUGAAUAAAAAAUUGACCGAAGAGAAAAUACGAACGGGAUGUACGAGUGUAUAUAUUUCCUACGUAUUGCCAAAUCAUACCGUGGACUUUGUGCUAGGAGCAGUGGAUCAAGUUGCCAAGCACGGGUGGAAGUUACUCCCUCUGUACGAGUACAACACCAGCCUAGGGGUGUGGAAACACCGCCACUUUCAGUUCAGCUUAGACUCCUUGAAGGACAUACGUUAUAAAUUGGGAGGCAUGAAAGUAAACAACAACUCCAUCUCGCAGCAUUUCCGAGCUGGCAAAGAGACACUCAGGGAGAUUUUGGCCGAGACUUCAAGCAUUUUUGAGGAGGCGUAUCUUAUUUGUAAGAACAGUGAUGCAGAAGGUGACCCAAAGUUGGAUAUUGAAGAGGAGCAGCGUGACCUGAUUUGGUUCCUACAGCCAUCGCAAGCACUGCGCAUGCUCAAAUCAAAGACUCCGCGCCAACCAAUCAAAUUGGAGGAACUUGUGGACUUUGUUUUCUUUCCAAGAACUUUUGUUUCGGAUGAAGAAGAGAAUGCCAUCAGAGCAAGCUUCGUUACAAGUCCAGGAAACGACAGCGGUAAUGCUGGCACGGACUCCGACACCACCUCAGACUCUCUGACGGACGAGGAAGAGGAGGACGAGGAACGCCCUAGGUCUAAUUACAAACCAGUAAUGACGAGUUUUCUGGAGAGUAGAUUGCGCCAAAACUCUGCGCGCGCACCCGACAGUCCCGUAGAAACUCGUGACGUCGCGCCACCAGACGAUACUCAGGAGUCGAAAAACUCGAAAACUAAAAAACCUGUGAUCAAACCAAAGAACUACAAAAAACACGUGCAGAGGAUGCUCAGUUAUGGCUACCUGACGCGGUACAAUGUAAGGAAGGAAUAUAACAGCAGUCCUGAAGUCAUGAACAGUUUUACCAGAUUACCACCGAUUAAUAAGCAAGAUAAACGAACUAAUAUUUCCAAAUCAUGACAUAUUAACUUAAAUCAGUGGCCCAUUUCACGAAUUUAUAUGUAUAUGUUUUCCGUUUGGGUAUCGCUGGC